This is a messenger RNA of Botrytis cinerea B05.10, 1051 nucleotides long. RefSeq lists its product as hypothetical. Lineage: Eukaryota; Fungi; Ascomycota; Leotiomycetes; Helotiales; Sclerotiniaceae. The record is from RefSeq and is a predicted model, not a curated record. The coding region runs from base 128 to 823 and encodes 231 amino acids. The transcript has 2 exons.
GAUUCCGAUAUUUGCUUGUGCAUGAUUAUCAUUCUACACUUGUACACACAAUCAUCCAACAAACAAAUAAAGCAAAACAAAUAAAUAAAUAAACAGACCGAACAAAACUACCACACUAGUCAUCAAGAUGGAAAUGGACUUGGAAAUUUCGCCCCACGCCGGACAAUCAGAGGUUCAUACUCAAGUUCCUACCUCGCCUCACUUUCAAAACCCCAUGCAAUAUCUUCAUGGCGCAUGCAGUCACUGCUAUCGCGAUGAUGGAGUGGAUAUUCGAGACAAACAACUAGUUCCGUGUUAUCAAGAUGGAGAACUGGAUCCUUUCACUCUUUUCUUACUGACUCCUAGAUGGUGUGUAGAUUGUUUGUCUCAGCGAGAACUGGCGAUUCGGGCUUCAUAUUGUGAUCGCUUGAUCGAGAUGGAAUCGGUGGAGUUUCCGGUCGGUACCGUGGAGGAGGCUUAUAUUCGUGGUGUUCAUGAUGGCCGAAUUAAUGCCUUAUCUCAAUCAUUCGAAGAUUGUGGAGUAUACUCGACUGGAGACAACAGUCUUGUCGUUGAUGAUUUCAACGAAGUGUUGGACACAUUGACCAAUAUGAGGCUCGGAACUGAUACAGCCAAUGAAGAUAAAAAGAUCGAAGAAAUCGUCCGAGAUUUCAACGAUCAGAUGAUGCUAGAGGAGGACGAACUUAAGUACGAAGUUUAUUGGCACUUAGCAUACAUGGAAGGAACGAAAGAUGGUUGUUAUAUGCAAGCACAGAUGGAGUACAAGGCACUAACGAUGGAUGAUCCGGAAAGGAGUGAAAUGCUGAGGAGAGCUGUGCUUUGAUGAUUGACCUAGUGGUUAUUAGAGAGUUGGGAGCGUUUCGGCACCAGUAUUUUUUUGUAGCGGGGUAUAUGGAAUGGUUUUUUGAGUUGGGUCUGAUCCUGGAGUUAAAGGGACCUGAGCAUCUUUGUAUCUGGGGAAGUGCCUCGUGCACCAACCUUAUCGAUUGCGAUUGAUAGAGUCAUGGGCGGUGUCCGUGACUUGGAAAAAUCGACAAGAAUACCAAGGACA